Messenger RNA from Loxodonta africana (African savanna elephant), 1441 nucleotides. Its product is annotated as olfactory receptor 4K1. Gene Ontology annotation, biological process: G protein-coupled receptor signaling pathway. NCBI's taxonomy places the organism in Eukaryota, Metazoa, Chordata, Mammalia, Proboscidea, Elephantidae. The record is from RefSeq and is a predicted model, not a curated record. The transcript has a single exon. Gene Ontology annotation, cellular component: plasma membrane. Gene Ontology annotation, molecular function: G protein-coupled receptor activity; olfactory receptor activity. The coding region runs from base 29 to 964 and encodes 311 amino acids.
UUCCCUUAGGUGACUGUUCAUUGGAUAUAUGGCUCACACAAAUGAAUCAGUGGUCUCUGAGUUUGUGUUGCUGGGACUCUCUGGUUCUUGGGAACUUCAGCUUUUCUUUUUUGCAAUAUUCUCAAUUGUGUAUGUGGCAUCUGUGCUAGGCAACAUCAUGAUUAUUGUUAUCAUUUCUUCUGACUCCCAUCUGAACUCUCCUAUGUACUUCCUGCUUAGUAAUCUUUCUUUCAUUGAUAUCUGCCAGUCUAAUUUUGCCACACCCAAGAUGCUUGCAGACUUUCUUGCUGAGCACAAAACUAUCUCUUUUGAGGGUUGCAUGGCCCAGAUAUUCCUUCUUCACAGUUUUGUUGGGAGUGAGAUGAUAUUGCUUGUAGCUAUGGCAUAUGAUCGAUUUAUAGCCAUAUAUAAGCCCCUGCACUAUGCUACAAUCAUGAAUCGGAGAUUAUGUAUAAUUUUUGUAUCAAUUUCCUGGGCUGUGGGUAUUCUUCAUUCUGUAAGCCACUUGGCUUUUACAGUGGAUUUGCCAUUCUGUGGCCCCAAUGAGGUAGAUAGCUUCUUUUGUGACCUUCCCCUGGUGAUAGAGUUGGCUUGCAUGGAUACUUAUAAAAUGGAAAUUAUGACCCUAACUAACAGUGGCCUUAUAUCACUGAGCUGUUUUUUGGCUUUAAUUAUUUCCUACACCGUCAUUUUGAUCACUGUCCAAUGCCGAUCCUCCAGUGGGUCUUCCAAGACUCUUUCCACAUUAACUGCCCACAUCACUGUGGUGAUUCUUUUCUUCGUACCUUGCAUUUAUUUCUACAUAUGGCCCUUUAGCAGACUUUCUGUGGAUAAGUUCCUUUCUGUGUUCUAUACUGUUUGUACACCCCUGUUGAAUCCCAUCAUCUACUCUCUGAGGAAUGAAGAAGUUAAAUCUGCCAUGCGGAAAUUGAGAAACCGUCAUGUGAACUCCUGGAAAAACUAGAGAACUACCAAGAGGGAGGAUAAUCUUGAAUGUGAAUGAAAAAACUCCAGUGGAUCACAGCAUUGUGUAGCCAUCUCUGCUAAUGAUACGGUUUAUUUAGCUAUGGAGUUGUUAUUUUGCCCUAAGUGCAAGGGAAUUGCAUAAUAUUCUAAAUUGUCCUGAAAAUAUUUAGUAAUACUUUAAAAUAUUUUAUGGAGACAAUAGAUUCGAAUGGAAAAAAAAAAGCUAUUCAUGUUUCUAAACUUGUAAUAGGAGCCUUGGUAGUGCAAUGGUUAAGUGCUUGGCUGCUAACUGAAAGGUCAGCAGUUUUAACCCACAUAAUGGCUCUGCAGGGAAAAGACCUAGUGACCUGCUUCCACAAAGAUUACAGUCUACUAAACGCUAUAGAGCAGCUUUACCUUCUCAUAUAAGGUCACUGUGAGUCAGAAUUCACUUGACGGCACACAACAACAAACUUAUAAUUCUCCUUAAUUGAAC